This is a messenger RNA of Python bivittatus (Burmese python), 4023 nucleotides long. The record is from RefSeq and is a predicted model, not a curated record. Lineage: Eukaryota; Metazoa; Chordata; Lepidosauria; Squamata; Pythonidae.
UGAUGCCCAGAACUCUUGAUGGCCAGAUCACCAUGGAGAAGACUCCCAGCUACUUUGUCACUAAGGAAGCACCAGCUCGCAUCUCCUCUAUGUCGAAGGACACCAAGCUCAUCGUGGUGGUGAGAGACCCAGUCACCCGAGCCAUUUCUGACUACACGCAAACCCUUUCCAAGAAGCCAGACAUCCCCAACUUUGAGAGCCUGACCUUCAAAAACAGGACUACGGGCCUGAUCGAUACCUCCUGGAGUGCCAUCCAGAUUGGUAUUUAUGCCAAGCACCUGGAAAAUUGGCUCCUGUACUUCCCCCUUGGGCAAAUCCUUUUUGUCAGUGGGGAGAGACUGAUCAGUGAUCCAGCAGGCGAGUUGGGCCGGGUCCAGGACUUUCUGGGCCUCAAGAGGAUCAUCACAGACAAACAUUUCUACUUCAACAAAACCAAGGGGUUCCCAUGCCUGAAAAAGGCCGAAGGCAGCAGCAAGCCCCACUGCCUGGGUAAAACGAAGGGAAGGACCCACCCCAACAUUGACCAGAAAGUAGUGCAGAGGCUGCGAGAAUUUUAUCGGCCGUUCAACAUGAAGUUCUACCAGAUGACUGGCCACGACUUCGGCUGGGAUUAAGGCUGGAAAAAUAGUAAUUUAAACAUAUUAAAAGGGAAAAAAUAUAUUUUUGUACAUAUCAAUAGAGAUGGAAAUCUAAUAUUUGUGCUAAAGUCUAGUGAUUCCAAUUAAUAUUUUUGUUUUAAUGCAAACAUUUAUUUACUUGCUCUGUUGUUCAGGAUUUAUGGUAUCCAGUUUCACAAAUCCAGAAGACUGCCACUUAGGUUAUGGAUAGGACUAUUGACUAUGAGACCUCACAGAGACAGACAUUUAUUUUCCAUAUGUUAUUUUUGGAGUUUUUAUAAAAUAAUUUGGUGCCUCAGUCUGUGGAUUCUAGUAUCAGUGCCCAGAUUUUUUUUUUUUUAAUAGCUUUAGUUGGUCAGGUUGGUAACCAACAUAAUCAGGAUUCAAGACAUUUUUCCAGUUUGACCUGUUCUACUUUGUCAACUCAUAUGAGCUAGAUUUAGACUUCUGCAUUGCUAAAGUGGCUCAGAACAGGUUUAUUAUGAGAGGAAAGAGUUUCAUUGUGAAAAAUAAAAUCACUAAACAUUUCAAUUCUUGUAUGCAUUACAAAAUUGUUUAUGCACCUGAUCCCCACCUGACUUAAUAAGGACAUUAGAACAGUAGCAUCUGGCAUGAAACCAGAUUUCGUCCAAAGCUACGAGGAACAGCAGAUAACUUUUUAGCUCUACUAACACAUUCUAAUUUCCUACUGAGUAACAAUACUUCUCUGUUUGUGUUACUAAAGCUAAUCUACACCCUUGGGAUCGGGUCAUUAGGCAUUUACUGAAGAGUGGUGUGAGGCCUUGUCCAAACACGUGACCCCAAAUCUAGAUGUUUUCUCAAAGAAGAUCCAAUAUCCAAACUAAUUAAGAUAAAAUAUCUUCAUUAUAAUUUGAAAGGCAUUUCAAAGCCUUAUUCGUCCACCCCUGACUCACCCACCUGUUGUCUCCAUAAAGCCUUAUAUUGGCUCAGAUUUCCCUGCCCACAGUCCAGUGACAGAUGGGCUGAGUUGAUGAGUCAACAGUAGGAAAAAGAAAGCCAAGUCAUUUUCCCUGUCAUCUCUCCCAUUUCAGCUCAAGAGGUCGUGGGGUCAUCAGUCACUACCUCCAACCAAUCAAGAUAGCUUUCUCUCUCAGCUCAGAAUGUCCCAACUCUAACCCUUUUCUGAACGUGUCUUGUGCCAUAAAACUUCUGAGUAAAUAUUUUAUAACUACCCCAACAAAGAAGGGAAAACAGCUAGGAAGUCAUUUGGAAUACCUCCAGCUUUUUUGUCUUAGGUAUUUAUGAGUUCAUGAUUCAUCCCAAAUAUGGUUAUCACCUACUGGAACAGCUAUUGUGCCUAUGACUCUAAAAGGCAAAAUAGCUGCAGCAGCAGUAUGGGCACGGCCUCUAUUAUGUUGCACUUUUUAAGCUCAAACUUCCAAGUGCCCUAGAAUGGAUGCCACACUGCAACUGUUCAGAGCACUGGGAACCACAGUGCUGUUUGAAAUACGGUUCAUCUCUCUGUUCCCCUCCCCACCCCAAAAAACUGGAUCAAUGAAAUUAUUCUCAACUAAAAUCAGAAACAAAACAGGAAACCUUUCAUAAACUUUUAUGUCUAUGUCACUUUCUGACUUGCUAACAGGUAAUGAUAUUGGCGAUUGUUUGGACCAAUUGUUCUUAGUCAUCUCUGCAUCGGAGGGAUGACAGCUUGUCCUUAAUAAGGUAGCACAGGUUGGCAAUUUAUAAAAAAAUACAGUUUACACCGCAAGAGUAAUAGCACGAGUUUGCAAUUGGUCUGGCACUUCUGUACCAAAUCCUAGACAAUUGUUUGCUGACAUGACAAUCUACAGUAAUUACAGAUUUAGAAUUACUAAGUGUCUCACUGUCUCUGUGAAUAUUUGUACCAUUGUAUCAUUCUACAUAGAAUGCAUCUUUCAAUAUUUCUGUCAAAUUCAUAGUUGCACUUUUAAGGCCAAGCUAGAAGUGACAGUGGCUGAUACAUGUCUUAUUCCAUUUCUAUCACUUUACUGGUAAAUUCUAAAGAAACACACUACAUAUUCCCAUCUCCAACACCUUAUUUCUCACUGGUCUAUUGCUCCAGGCUGUUUUCUUUCACCUCAUAGUUGGAACUAGAAAGGCUUAAAAGUUGAUGGAAUAACCAGCUGCAGAGAGGUAAUGUGCAUAUUAGACCAUUCAUUCAUUGAUUAUUAAAGUAACAUGUACCACAUUCUGAAAGCAAAGGACAAACUGGCACUCCACAUCAUCUAGCUUGGCCUAAGUUGUCUUUUUCAAGUGUAUCUCAGUUUUGUUAAAAACUCAAAGUGACGUGUAUCAAGUGAGCAUGUUUAGCUCUCAUAGUUGCAUAGUAUAUUCCAGCAAAAUAAUUUAGUGUCAAUGGAACAUAGGGCUUUACCAUAUAAGAGUCAGUAACUGUAUCUUACAGCAAAUGAAUCCCUGUUGUCCUUGUCGAGUCUGAGGUGGAUCAGUUUUGUAAUAACUGAAUAAAUCUUGUGAGUUUAUUUCCUCUCUCUAAUCUCCUUGGAUCUGGGUGAAGGUUUCCAGAUGAAAACAUGAAUUCUUUGAUGGAGCUAUCUUGGAGCAAUGUUCUCUUCUCUAGAGAUGACAGGGAGCUGAAAUGUUCUAAAAUGGGAAGAUGUAUUUUAUAAAAUUGUGAUGUUCAGUUCUUGGAGCAAUGGGAGAAUCAGAAAAUGUUCUCAAAGGGAAUACAUCCAUCUACUCACCAACAUUUAUGCCUGGAGGGUCAUCUUUAUCUAAAACAAUAUCAUAUCAGACCACUUAAAGAUAAGUACUGAUUUGUACGUUGCAAAAUACUAUAUUGUUGCUUUUUUCUGUAAUGGCUGAAUCAGGGCCUUGCUCCACUACCUGGAGUUUGCAAUGUCUUUUUCUCUGAAUGUAAACCUACAAUUUCCUUGCUGAAAAGCUAAAGGAUGCAGCUUUUCAACAUUACUCCAAGAUUGUUACUUUUUGCCCUAGCAGGAUAUACAAUAAACUCACAAGUUUGUUACUCAAUAAAAUUUCAAGUCAGGUUGUCAAGAGGCCUGAUGAAUGAAUUUCAUACUCUUCAGAAUAACUGAUACAAUAAAUGCAAAUAGAUGCAGCAUCAUUUUAUAUUUUGUGAAUUUUAUGGCUCCUUUUCCUUCAUACCAUAUGAAGUUUAUUUAUUUUAGAUAGUUAUUGCUUUAUCUCUCCUUUUCUUUCCAGCAUACAAGAUACACCAUGUAGGGUAAACUAUCUAAAGCCUGCCAAGAGAGAGAUCCAUGCCUUUUUUUAUUAAUGGGGCAGGGGGAAUUUCUUUCCUUUGUAUGUGCUAUUUUAUGUUAUUUCUUUGCAUUGUAAUCCUCUCAUUUCCUCACUCUGAUGCUAUUUCUGUAAGAGUCAAAAUACUUUUUAAAUUUAACUUAAGACUGAAGAAGCACAUAUUUUA